This is a messenger RNA of Coffea arabica (coffee), 3585 nucleotides long. RefSeq names its product transcription factor TCP15. Gene Ontology annotation, cellular component: nucleus. The record is from RefSeq and is a predicted model, not a curated record. NCBI's taxonomy places the organism in Eukaryota, Viridiplantae, Streptophyta, Magnoliopsida, Gentianales, Rubiaceae. Gene Ontology annotation, molecular function: sequence-specific DNA binding; DNA-binding transcription factor activity.
CAUUUCCAUCCCCUUCUCCCUCUCCUUCUCCCCUCCCCUUGUGCUGUCAAGAAACAAAUUCCUUGAAAUUUUCUCCUCCAAAUCAAAUCUAAUUUGCCUGAAAGACGUAUAAAAAAGACCCCAACAAAAAGCACAUAUUUUCUUUUUUUCCCUUUGUCAAAAUUUUUUUUGCUUUUUAAAGCUCACCCCAUAUAAUUCCCACUCAUUAUCUUUGUUGCUUAAAGCUCCCUUAUCCUCCCCCCAACUCCCUUUCUCUUUCCCUUUCUCUUUCUCUCUCCAUUGUUGAACCAACACAUCAGAGAAUGUGAAGAGAAUUCCAGGCAACAAGUUUAUUCAAAGAGGGAGAAAUUUAGAGAGGAAAAAAAAAAAUUUUAAGAGUAUAUGUAAUUAGUACUUCCCUACUACUAUCGUUUAUUCUUUUUUUUAGUGUGAAUAAGUGAGUAGUAAGUCCAACAAGGAAUUUAAUUGGAGGAUCUACCAGUACCACCUAGUCUAAGUCUAAUACUUCCUACAGCUAAUAUUCUUUCCUCAUAAAAAUCAAGAACUUCUCUCAAACAAAAGAGGGCUUGGAUAGACUGAGUGAAAAAGGAGAGAAAGAAGUCAAGAAGUCUUCUCAUGUGAUCAUGGAAGGAGGCGAUGAUCAUCAUCUCCACCACCACCACCACCACCGCCCAAACUUCCCAUUCCAAUUACUCGAAAAGAAAGAAGACGAAUCAGCCUCCUGCUCCAGCUCCGGCGCCGCGGCCUUCCCAUCUCUAGCCAUCUCCUCAGCCGAUAACACCAGCCAAAACCCUUCAAGAUCAACCUCUUCGAGCUUACAAAUCUCAGCUGACCCGUCCAAGAAGGUGCCACCGAAACGAACUUCGACUAAAGAUCGCCACACCAAGGUUGACGGACGCGGGAGACGUAUCCGCAUGCCAGCGCUUUGCGCUGCUAGGGUUUUUCAGCUAACGAGAGAAUUAGGCCACAAGUCCGAUGGCGAAACGAUUGAGUGGCUCCUACAACAGGCCGAGCCCGCCGUGAUUGCCGCCACCGGAACCGGUACAAUCCCUGCAAACUUUACCUCCUUAAACAUCUCGUUACGCAGUUCUGGCUCCAGCAUGUCCGUACCAUCCCAGCUGCGAUCCUCGUACUUCAGUCCGAAUUUUUCGAUGCCACCGAGGAGAAGCCUCUUUCAGGGCAUUGGGCUAUCGACCGACAAUUCUCCGUCUACAACAACGUUGUUGAACUUCCAAUCUGGCAAUAUAAACCCUAGUGGUAUGCUCCAGGCGAAGCAGGAGUUGAGAGAAAACAACACCCACAAUACCCUAGAUUUGAGUGAUGCAGCUGCAGCAGCAGCAGCUGGAGAAGAGAGCCCUCUUGCCAGAAAAAGAAGAAACGACCAAGAACUCCAACACCAUCAGCAGCAAAAUAUCGGGAACUAUUUGUUACAGUCCAGUACGGGGGCGAUGCCGGCCAGCCACGCGUCGAUUCCGGCCAACUUUUGGAUGGUUCAGGCGAAUUCGAGUAAUCAGGUUAUGGGAGGCCAUGACCCGAUAUGGACAUUUCCAAAUGUUAAUAAUAGUGCCGCUGCAGCCGCUGCUUUGUAUAGAGGGAGUAUGUCUAGUGGGUUGCAUUUUAUGAAUUUUCCUACCCCGGUGGCACUAUUGCCUAGUCAACAACUAGGUACGAGUAGUAUUGGUCCAACCGGUGGCAGUGGUGGUGGCGGCGGCAAUGGUGGUUUAGCGGAAGCUCAAUUGGGAAUGCUGUCGGGGCUAAAUCCAUACCGCUCCAGUGGUGGCGGGGUGUCGGAAUCGCCGGCUAGCGGGUCCCACUCGCAGCACCACGGCGAUGAUCGGCAUGACACCACAAGUCACCAUUCAUGAGGAUGAAAUGAGAAGGAAUUGAAAAUCAUCAAUUAUCAUUACUCGUCGGUCGUCAUCCCCACUUGUGUGUAGUUUGAUUUGUAACACACGUGAGGUUUGAUUUGCUCCAGAGAAAAAAAAAAAAAAAAAAAAAACUGGAAUUUUUUGUUUUCUUUGCUUUUUGAGAUUCUCUAAUUUUCUUCUUCUUUUUCUUUUCCCUCUUUUUGUGUGAUUAAAUAUGGGAGUUUUUAGUUUAGGGUUUGCAGAAGGCAAUAUUCUAACAGGUGGUAUUGGCUGGUUUUUUUUUGUCAAAAAGUGUCAUUUGGUUUUCAUUGCACAAUAUCUUAUUUAUGAUCAUUGUUUGUGCAAAUCUUCUUUUCUGCCACCAAUAGAUACAUGUAAACGAAUGAAUUUCACUAACUGCAUAAAUGUCUUUUAAACAUUGUUAGUUGUGUGAACAAACUGGUAUCAAUAUUCACAUGGAGGAUAGUACUAACAUUCAUUCUUUAAUUUCCUCCUGAUAUCCUUCUUCACAAACAUUUAACUAGCACUCCAUGAAUUAAUUAGUACUGUAUCUUGACAUUUUCUUUGCGAUGAUUGUUUCAACACAUUAUCAAUUGCGAGUUAAGUUAAUGUAGUUGCAACAGACGGGGAAGGUAUACAUAUAGUCUUGAUCAUAAGCAUUCUUUCCUGAAAUCUUCUUGCAGCUUCAGAUGGUACAUUUUUAUGCCCUAACUAAGUUUCUUUCUAACAAUUUUAUUAGGGCGUCUUCACAUUCAGUUUGUGAAUAAAUUAAGUUACUAAUCUAUGUAGUUCUUUCCAAAAUCUUUGGAAAAGUAUGGUGAAUAAGUUAAGUUACCAUUCACAGUCAUUCUUUUCAAAAUUCUUGGUUCGACCGAAUUCGGUCGGCAACAAGGUAGCUACCUAGUUAGGUAACGGUCAUUUUUAUUUUAUUUUAUUUUUUCAAAACCAAGUUCGGAAAAAAAAAAGUUUAAUCUUGAAAAACCCUCCUCCCUAGCCCCAAAAAAGGAAAGAAAAUUAAAAAAAAAAAAAAAAAGAAGAAGAAGGUCCACAACCAUAUUGAUAUGUAGGAGUGGGGAAAUGAAAUGAAACAGGAGGGUUUACUAAAAUGUAGGAGCUUAAGAAACUGGUUUCAGUGAUUCUAAUAUCUGCCGUGAAUCUCUCAAGUAGUUUCCAAUUCCAUCAUGUAUGACGAAAGGAUUUUUUUUUUUUCUUUUUUGUGCAAGUGUGUAUCGGAGAGAUGGGCUCGGUUAACAGUUCUGGGGUGGGGGCCCAUACCUUAUCAGCUCCAGGUGUUGGCUCAGGUGGCGAGGCCCACAUGCUGGUAAUUGCCUAAACCAAUGUACAACCCUACGAUAUUAUCACAGACAAACAGGUGGAUCAUUCCUCUCUUUUACACACACAUAGCAGUGCUGGCACUGUAAAGAUCAGUGGUGGGUGUUUCUGGCCCUACUCCCCUUGGCCCACCAGCUCAUUGAUCUGGACCGUUCAAUAUUUUUUAAAUGUGGGCCCUCUGUCAUUGGGCUCCCUGAAUGAUUAGUUCUCAGCUAGGCAAAGCUAGCUAGAGAAAUGUGGAGAAUCUAAAUCUCACUUUUUUCCCUUUUUUUUUUGUUUUUAUCCCUGAUCCCCAUGUCAAUGUGUUUACCAAUGUUUCCCAAUCCCAUCAGAGAGAAUUUUUAGUUAGCAAAUGGAAUGGAGGAUCAUUCUUUUGUGUGGUUUA